Microthlaspi erraticum is the source of this 3279-nucleotide messenger RNA. Lineage: Eukaryota; Viridiplantae; Streptophyta; Magnoliopsida; Brassicales; Brassicaceae. The record is from the annotation of a GenBank genome assembly.
AUGGCUUCCGCAACCAGCAAAUCGGAAUCGAAUCAUGAAACCAAACAAACCCAAAACUCGAAAACCCCUAAAAAUCUCUACCAAAUCGGAGGGCUUCAAGUUGAAUUCCCUUAUCAGCCGUACGGGACGCAGCUUGCGUUCAUGAGCCGGGUCAUUUCCACGCUCGAUCGCGCCCAGAGAGACGGUCACUGCCACGCUUUGCUCGAGUCUCCCACCGGUACUGGUAAAUCUCUGUCCUUGCUCUGCUCGGUUCUCGCUUGGCAGCAGAGCUACAAAAAGCGGUUUCCCAAAGUCAAUUUGCCUGGUUCGAAUGCUGGAAGUGGAUCUAAACCGGAGGCACAACCCCCAGAUACUUCUUUACCUAGCAAUGUGGGGCCAACUCAACCUGAAGUUCCUACGAUAUUCUAUGCUUCACGAACUCAUGCUCAGAUCACUCAAGUCAUUAGAGAGUAUCGGAAAACUGGUUACAGAGUUCCCAUGGCUGUAUUGGGUUCACGUAAACGUUACUGUACCAAUCCUAAAGUACAGGGGAAAGAGAAUGUAGACGAAAAAUGUCGGAUGCUUCUUAGAGAUAAGAAGAAGGAAAACGCAAAAUGUGCCGAGUUCAAACGCGUCGAUCAUGUCUUAGCUGACCCAUCACUUCAGCGCAAUGGGGUUCAUGAUAUUGAAGAUCUUGUAAAAAUUGGAAAAACUGUUAGAGGCUGUCCAUAUUAUGCUUCUUGGAGACUGGAGGAGGUCGCACAAUUGGUUUUUUGCCCUUAUUCCUAUAUAAUUGAUCCUGUUAUUAGAGGAGGAAUAAAUCUGACAGGAGCUAUCAUAAUCUUUGAUGAAGCACACAAUAUGGAAGACAUUGCUCGUGAAGCAGGAAGCAUUAACUUGGAAGAAGAGACUCUUUUUAAAUUGCAGAAGGAACUAGAACAGGUGAGUGAGGAGGACCAAGAGACAUAUCAACCGGCAUGUUACAUAGUAGAGGGAUUGAUAAGCUGGAUUGGGAGAAAAAAGGAUUCUCUAGCAAAACGUGAUUCUGAGCACUAUUUCUCUGGCUGGACUGGAGACAAAGCUUUAAGAGAGCUUAAGGAAUGUCGCAUCACUCGAGAAUGCUUGGAAUGUUUUCAGAUGGCGAUCACAAGCUCAGAGGCAGCAGAAACGGAACCAGAUAUGCCUUAUUUGAGUGGGACAUCUCUCACGACACUAAAAGGAGAUCCUUCUGAAACCUGGACGCAUACUUUCAGUUUAUGGUGCUUGAAUCCGUCUUUUGUGUUCAAAGACUUGGCUGAUCUUUCUUUAUCUAUCAUUUUAACAUCUGGGACAUUGUCACCGAUGAAUUCUUUCUCAUCUGAACUUGGGAUGCAGUUUGGGACUAGUUUAGAGGCUCCACAUGUGAUUGAUGCUAAUCUUCAGGUGUGGGCUGGUGGAAUCUCCAGCGGUCCUGGUAACUUUCCACUUAAUGCAAGUUAUAAAACAGCUGAUGCAUUGACAUUCCAGGAUGCUCUAGGGAAAUCGUUGGAGGAGAUUUUCAAUACUGUACCAUGUGGCGCUCUCGUAUUCUUUCCAAGCUAUAAGCUGAUGGAAAAACUCAGCACGCGUUGGCAGGAAACUGGACAAUGGUCUCGACUUUGCUCCAUAAAGGAGAAUUUUAUUGAACCAAGAGGAGGAGCCAAGGACGACUUCGAUGCUGUUUUGAAGGGAUAUUAUGACUGUAUACGCGAAAAGAAAGGAGCUGCAUUUCUUGCUGUAUGUAGAGGCAAGGUUUCAGAAGGACUUGAUUUUAGUGAUGACAAUGCCAGGGCAGUGAUACUUAUUGGCAUUCCAUUUCCAAACUUGCAUGAUAUUCUAGUGGAACUAAAGAGAAAAUAUAAUGAUACUUACAAAUCAUCUAAGAACCUUCUUGGAGGGAGUGAGUGGUAUUGCCAACAGGCUUAUCGUGCAUUAAACCAAGCAGCAGGGCGAUGUAUCCGGCAUAGGUUUGAUUAUGGUGCCAUCAUAUUUUUAGAUGAACGAUACAGACAACCAAGGAACAGAGCGUCUAUUUCAAAGUGGCUAAGGCAAUCUAUCAAUCUGUAUGAUAGUUUUGAAUCUUCAAUGGAAGGCUUAAAGUCUUUUUUCAACACUGUCAAGGAACGAGUUGACAGUAAGAUGUUAGGUUCCCAAGAUAGUACUGUUGAGCAGAAACCAAAGAUAUCUGAAAUUUCGAGAUCCAUGCGGCAACCUGGUUUGAACAAUGGAACCUCCAUUUCAGAGUUAUCGUCUCCACCUGCUCAGACAUUCAUUCGAGUUAAAGAGGAACCUAAAUGCUACAAAUACAAAGAAGUCAUUGACCUUGAGUGUGGUGUUCAACCUGAGCCUGCAGGGUGUUGUGAGGUGUCGUCGGUGACCAACUGUGAUGAAGAUCCAGAAACUUCUUUUGUUAGGGGAACCUCUUGUAUGAUCAAAGGUUGUUCAGCAGCCAGUUCGUGUUCUUGCUCGAAGAAUGAAAGCUCGAGCUCAGCAACAGGUUUUAGAUCUCUGAGGUCUCCUGAUCAGUUCUUAAAGCAGCAUAGAUCUACUGCAAGUUUCAGAAAAACUCCUCUUGGAGCUGAAUCGUCUGUAACUCCAGAGAGACAUUCCAUUGGUGAUUUGACUCCAGAAGCAGAGUCAUCUUAUAAAAAAAGUGUUAAUUCCCAUGCUCUGAAGAGAAGAAAGUUUAUUAGCUCUCCAGUCAUCAUUGAUCUUGAAGAAGAAGACAACAGUAAUGAUCCUAGUACUAGACCAGCGGAUCACACGAGUUUCACAAGAAGAAUUGAAUUUGGGUUUGGUGGUAACGAACCAAGAUCCCAAAACUACAAUGUAUCUUGUUCUAUCUGCAGAAGUCCUUUAGGUCACCCUGAGAGCCACUCAUACAUCAGUUGCUCCUUGACUUCGUCGUCCAAAACGUAUUUGAUGUCUCUGCUGAAAGAAACAUCAGGAAGUGGUUCUUCAGAAAUGCCAACAAGUGUUUCAGUUGUCAUGACAGACAGCUCAUUGGUUAAUCAGAGACUCUGCAGAAGUUCUGAAGGCUCAAAAGCUAUUUGGUGCGACGAAGAUGGAUGUGUUUUCAAUUCUAUCUUCUGCCCUUUCUGCAAUAUCCCAAACACUUGUCUUGGAGUCCAAGUCAUGGCAACUGAUUCGUCAAAUGUCCAGUUUAUGAGAAAAACUUUGUUCUUUGCUGAUCAAGUAGAUGUCACAGAAGUUGAUGCAAGCAAGGAAACAGCGUUAAAGCAUAAGUUGAGAUUGCCAAAGCAAGAGGACCCAGAAAACUAA